Messenger RNA from Chara braunii, 1615 nucleotides. The record is from the annotation of a GenBank genome assembly. Lineage: Eukaryota; Viridiplantae; Streptophyta; Charophyceae; Charales; Characeae.
CGAAGUAGGAAUUGCACUACAGUUGAGUGGCUUCGUUUCUUUCUUUCGUUGACAUUCCGCAGAGAUGGCGUCCAACCAUUCUAACUAUCCUUCCUCUUCUUCCAAUCGGAGCUGCUACAAUUGUGGCCAACUCGGGCCCUUCUCUCGGUUCUGUCCGUUUCCUGAUAGAAGGAUGAGUGGGAAUCCUGUCCCGUCUAAACCCAGUACAGCGAUUGUCCCUGUUCAGCAACCGAUACUUACUCUUCCUACUGAUGUUAACAGCAAUUUGGGUGGUGCUAGUAACACUGAUCGUCAGUAUCACGGAGGGCAGUACCAUGGCGGUCAGCACCAUGAUAACGGAUGGCUUCGCAAUCGAGUUUUCACACUUGAGGGGCAAGUCGCCGAAAUAAAGAGUCGGCAUGAUGCUGAGGUGGCUCGUGAAAACCAGAAGAAGGAUGAAGAAGAGAAGUUGAAGCGGGAGAAAGUAGAGGAGGAAAAAAGGCUCAAGGAGAAAAAGGAUCGUGAAGAAUUCCAUUUGGCGAUGAGUGAGAAGAUGACAAGUAAGCUAGAUUUGAUGUGCGAGAUACUGUUGKGUAAGAAGGGUAAGGAGGCAGAUGAAGGAGUCUCAAAACUACGAGAAGAGAUUGGCGAGCUCAACAAGCGUAUGCAAGAGAGGACCAGUCMCACGAUUACCACACAAGCCACACUGGAGUURGAUGCGAUGGAACACUUGCGAAAAGAACGAGAGGAGAGAUCGAAAUUGGAGAUGCGACUCUCUGCGUUGGAAAGAGAGACUCACGAGCUCCGGAAGUCUAAGGAGCUGGCGCAGGCGCAGGCCGAUCUGUGGAAAGACGAAGCACUAAGGCCGGGAGUCAAGCGUACUCGUCGGGGCUUGGCGGUGACUCCGAGUCCGUGCAAACAUAUUCACGAGACUCUUGACAAUGGCACGCAGGUGGCCGCUCAACGGGACGAGUACGUGAAAGGAGUUAUUGAGAGGCAUGCUAUGGAAGUUACAGCGUUGAGGGAGUCAAGGGCACGGGAGUUGAACGGGAGGCRUGAAGCGGAACAAGAACUCGAGAAGGUGAAGGAGUCACUAGCUCGUCUGGAGAUGGAGAAGAGGCAGCUUGCCGGAACAAAUUUGAAAGAGAAGAUGGAUGCAGUCGUGAUUGCCUCAGCGGGCAAGUCCGGCAGAGGAAAGGCGCGUCAGAGUCCACACGUGCGAGCUAARGACCGAGAAACUUUUCUGAAGGAGAYAAGGAAGUUUUUGAAACCCAAGAAGAAGGACGAAAUCAAGGCCAUGUGCGAGAAAGAGAGCAUACCGUACACUAAGCUGGAAGAAACCAAGGAAGAACUGGCCAAUCGGCGUGUACCCUUGGCAUUUGAUGGUGGUCAACGUGGUGAAGCAAAAGGGAAAGGUAUUUGUAUAGGUGAUAGUAAUGACGCGUCGGGGGCAAACGAUGAUGAAAACAGUAAAGAGGCUAGUGGAGAUGCCGGUUCGUCGUGAAGUUAUCCCCGAACGCAGCAACUCUUUGGAAAUUAGCGAGGCAAUGCUCWRGGAUUCGUUCCCGCUCUGUUGAUUUGUUACRUUGUAAGAUACUGAAUGUGCUAUUUUGUUCCAUUACGCUGCAAUUGAUUC